CGAUACGAGUACGCGAAGAAGAAAAUGGUACAACGCGGGAGGUGGUAGUAGUCAACGCCAAAAAAAAAAAAAAAAAAAAAAAGAGGAGAGGGACGAUGGAAUUGAAAUUGAGGGGGUAGGAUAGAGCGAAAGCGAAGACAGGUCACCAUCCGUCCUACGCGACUCUUUCAUUGAUUUAAUCUUCUUCUUUCUUUUUUCUCUUUUUUCUUUUUCCAUUUUUCUUCAAUCUCAAUUAAUUGCUCAAUCGGAGAGCCUUUCUCGGUUGAAGAUUUAGAUUUUACUCUUUUCACCAUAUUUCCAUACACACAUCGUACCUUUUAUAUAUAUUAUCCAUUUCAAAAAAAGGAGACAAGUGGUGAUCGAUCGGACGGAAUAUGGUUAAGGAGACGGAAUACUACGACGUGCUUGGGGUUAGCCCCACCGCCACUGAGGCUGAGAUCAAGAAAGCUUAUUACAUCAAGGCAAGACAGGUUCAUCCAGAUAAAAAUCCUAAUGAUCCUCUUGCUGCACAAAAUUUUCAGGUGUUGGGAGAGGCAUACCAAGUAUUAAGUGAUCCUGCCCAACGGCAAGCAUACGAUGCUUAUGGGAAAUCUGGAAUCUCAACUGAAGCAAUCAUUGAUCCUGCAGCAAUUUUCGCAAUGCUUUUUGGUAGUGAGCUUUUUGAGGACUAUAUAGGACAGCUUGCAAUGGCAUCAAUGGCCUCAUUAGACAUUUUCACAGAGGGAGAACAGUUUGAUACUAAAAAGUUGCAAGAGAAAAUGAGGGUUGUUCAGAAGGAGAGAGAAGAAAAGCUUGCUCGGAUAUUAAAAAAUCGACUCAACCAGUAUGUUCAGAAUAAGGAGGAGUUUAUUAACCAUGCUGAAGCUGAAGUAACUAGACUCUCAAAUGCAGCAUAUGGUGUUGAUAUGUUGAAUACAAUUGGAUAUAUCUAUGUAAGACAAGCAGCUAAAGAGCUUGGAAAGAAAGCGAUAUAUCUCGGUGUGCCAUUUAUUGCCGAGUGGUUUAGAAACAAAGGCCACUUCAUUAAAUCCCAAGUAACUGCAGCAACAGGUGCCAUUGCCCUGAUACAGCUGCAGGAGGACAUGAAGAAGCAGCUUAGUGCAGAGGGAAACUAUACUGAGGAGGAACUUGAAGAAUACAUGCAAUCCCACAAGAAGUUGAUGAUUGACUCCUUGUGGAAGCUUAAUGUUGCUGAUAUCGAGGCUACCCUUUCCCGUGUUUGUCAAAUGGUUCUUCAAGAUAACAGUGUUAAGAAAGAAGAGCUUCGUGCACGAGCUAAGGGGCUGAAAACUCUUGGUAAAAUCUUCCAGAGGGUGAAGUCAUCUAACGGAAGCGAGAGCGAUACUAUGCUAGGUGGUGCUCUACAUAAAUUGAAUGGAAGUGCACCAGGUCAUGAUACUUCUUCUCCCAGCACAUCACCAAAAUCUAGAAAUCUUGAAGAGCCAUCUUAUAGGACAUUGACAUCACAGAGCCCGUAUGUGGAGGCCCCACAUUUUGCUGGUACCCAGUUUGACAAUUUCCCAAGGCCAACAGCACCGCCUGGUGCACCUAAACAUUCUUCAACAGGCGGUGAAUGAAGAUGGAAAAGCAUCUAUAUGUUGCUUGAAAGCUUGUAUACAUGUUCUGUUGUGCGUCAUGGAAGGAUGUUGAAAUUUUAUUUGUCGAAUGGGUUUGUUCGAGUUGAUGAUCUCGAAAACACAUCCGACCUCCAUGUAAGCAGGGCCCGACCGACGAAUGUAUGAAAGACAGCUAUUUAUACAUAGAGAGAGAUUGUUGUAAUAUUUUUAUUUUUAUUUUUUGCUUUUUCCAGUCACUGGAUGGCUGCUGUUGCUUCCUUUGUAUUAUGCUGUAGUUUGUUUUGGGUUGAUGUAAGAUUGGGGUUCAGGUUUUUGGUUUAGUUAUUUGUUAUUUGGGGAUCAAUGUGUAAUUGCAUCAUAUUUAAGGAGACAAGGGUAGACACAAUUAGUUGUGGUA
Ricinus communis (castor bean) is the source of this 1974-nucleotide messenger RNA. RefSeq names its product chaperone protein dnaJ 10. NCBI's taxonomy places the organism in Eukaryota, Viridiplantae, Streptophyta, Magnoliopsida, Malpighiales, Euphorbiaceae. The record is from RefSeq and is a predicted model, not a curated record. The coding region runs from base 375 to 1577 and encodes 400 amino acids. The transcript is spliced from 10 exons.